UCAGACCAUGUGAGGGGGACUGGUGUACAAAAACCUCACCAAGAUGCUGAGUUGCCCACAGGCUGAGUUCCCGAGACUCUGAAGUAAAUGUGGGUGAAGGUUUCUCCAGCUUGGAUAACUCCAAGGAAAGCUCUUCAAAGCCACCCGAAGGACAGAUGGUGUUUGCACCUUCACUCUGAUGGCUUCAAAUGUGGAAGAGGAAUUCUGAAAGUGCUGGGAAUACAGUGGGAAUAAGAGUGUGGGAAGACAAGCCAGAAGGGGAGUCUGUGCUGCUGUCCAUCUGCAAGUGAUCAGAACACAUUUGGGGGAAAAAAUGGAAAAAAAGGCAACUAGCAAUGAGACUGAGCCACUGACUUCCAAGAAAGAUGUCUCAGACUGUAAUGAAGAAGACUGUAAAGAGAACAGACUUCUGGUCAGGAACCCUAAAUCUGCCUUACGGCUCGUGGAGGAUGGCAAUAAAGUCCAUCCCAGCCAAGGAGAUAAAGGGGAGGCAGCCCAGAUCUCAAAUGGUUAUUCAGGGGGUCAGAGCUCUGUUCCCUGCAAUGGAAUGGGAGAGGUGGAAGAUGCUCAGUGCACUGUCCCAGCAGCCACAACCACCACUACAACCACCACUUCCACCACCUGUGGAGCAGAAGGCCAGCAGCAGCUGAUGGAGUUAGAAGACAGAGAGACCUGGAGUAAAAAAAUUGACUUUCUGCUCUCUGUCAUUGGCUAUGCAGUGGAUCUGGGAAAUGUCUGGAGAUUUCCUUAUAUCUGCUAUCAAAAUGGAGGAGGAGCAUUCCUCAUUCCUUACACAAUUAUGGCCAUCUUUGGAGGGAUUCCUCUCUUCUAUAUGGAGCUAGCACUAGGACAGUACCACAGGAAUGGCUGUAUUUCAAUUUGGAGAAAAAUAUGUCCUAUAUUCAAAGGGAUUGGCUUUGCCAUCUGUAUAAUAGAUCUUUAUGUCGCUUCCUACUACAACACCAUCAUGGCUUGGGCCUUUUACUACCUCGUAUCGUCCUUCACGGCGGAGCUGCCAUGGACUAGCUGCACAAAUUCCUGGAACACAGGCAACUGCACUAACUACUUCAGCAAGGACAAUGUCAGCUGGUCCCUGCACUCCAUCUCUCCUGCAGAAGAAUUUUAUACCCGCCAAGUUCUGCAAGUGCACCGGUCCAACGGGCUGGAUGACCUGGGGGGGAUUAGCUGGCAACUGACCCUCUGCCUAUUGUUAAUCUUCACCAUUGUAUACUUCAGCAUCUGGAAAGGGGUCAAAACAUCUGGCAAGGUGGUAUGGGUGACUGCCACAUUCCCUUACAUCAUACUAUCUAUCCUGCUAGUGAGAGGUGCAACUUUGCCUGGGGCUUGGAGGGGUGUCCUCUACUAUCUGAAACCUGACUGGCAGAAACUCCUGGCCACUGAGGUUUGGGUGGAUGCAGCAGCUCAGAUUUUUUUCUCUCUUGGACCAGGUUUCGGGGUCUUACUGGCUUAUGCCAGCUACAACAAGUUCCAUAACAACUGCUACCAAGAUGCUCUGGUCACCAGCGCCGUGAACUGCAUGACUAGUUUUGUGUCUGGAUUUGUCAUUUUCACUGUGCUGGGCUACAUGGCUGAGAUGAGGAAUGAAGAUGUAUCCGAGGUUGCCAAAGACACUGGACCCAGCCUUCUCUUCAUUACUUAUGCUGAGGCCAUUGCAAACAUGCCUGCUUCCACUUUCUUUGCCAUCAUCUUUUUCCUGAUGCUACUCACGCUGGGAUUAGACAGCACGUUUGCAGGACUAGAGGGAGUGAUUACUGGAGUACUGGAUGAAUUCCCACAAGUCUGGAGCAAACGCAGGGAGUUGUUUGUCCUUGGUCUGAUCAUCCUUUGCUUUUUGGGGUCGUUGGCAACUUUGACAUUUGGAGGUGCAUAUGUGGUGAAGCUGUUUGAAGAGUAUGCCACGGGUCCAGCUGUCCUGACUGUCGUGUUUCUGGAAGCGGUUGCUGUGGCCUGGUUCUACGGCAUCACCCAGUUUUGCAACGAUGUGAAGGAGAUGCUGGGCUUUACCCCAGGCUGGUACUGGCGAAUUUGCUGGGUAGCAAUCAGUCCCAUCUUCCUUCUGUUUGUCACUUGCAGCUUCCUCUCCAACCCCCCAGAGCUACGGCUUUUUGAUUACAGUUAUCCCUACUGGACCACAGUAGUAGGUUACUGCAUAGGAACCUCUUCUAUCAUCUGCAUUCCAAUCUACAUGGUUUACCGGCUGAUCGUCACUCCAGGAACACUUAAGGAGCGUAUCCUGAAGAGCAUUACUCCAGAAACAGCUACAGAAAUUCCUUUCGGAGACAUCCGCAUGAAUGCAGUCUAAGCUAACCUGUUUGCUAGGGGAGAGAGGGGGGAGCACAACAAGCACCUUUCCCCAUCCUCUCCCCUCCCCAAAGAAUUACAUUUCCAGUUGAGACAACCAACAGAGGAGUUUUCUGUGGAGGCUGCAUCACUGACAACAGCCAUUUGGAAACAUGCUGCCUCCAGCACAUUUAUCCAAGCAAUUCAAUGAAAUCUACUGUGCACUUCUAAGCAGACUGGACUGACUGAGAGCUAAAUCCUUCUGGAACCACGAGGAUGUCUGUGUGCAUGAGAACAGCACUACCCCACGUGUAGGCACAGGGCCAUGCGUGUAGGACUGGCAGGGCUGGGUGAGGCUGGCUGUAGGGUGCCCUGUGGCAGUGCUCCUGUAUCUCCCUCAAUGUGAUUGUUCGUACUGGGCAAUGUCGUAUUCGCUUCUAAGGUUCUAACUGCUUCAAGUACAUGGAAAAACCCAAGAGUAUUUCUGACAGCCAUAAAGGGUUUUAUACACUAGAAACAUAAAUAGCCAAUUCCCUAGGUUUGUAGAGGAGUAGACAGAGGAAGAGGAAUCCAUCCUGAGCAGCACUAUACACAGCUCUGCGGACAUUAGCACACACAUUUGGUAGCAUCCUCCUUCUCCUCCUCUUCACUUCCUGCAUUUUGUAGAUGGUAAAGGUUUCUAGUAGUUGUUUCUUGCCCAACAAAUACUACCAAAGCAGUUUUUGUAAUGUUGUAGGAUUCACUUUCCUUUAGACCCACCCAAGCCACAAAACCUCCCCAUG
Molecule: messenger RNA, 3083 nt
Organism: Dryobates pubescens (Downy woodpecker)
Lineage: Eukaryota; Metazoa; Chordata; Aves; Piciformes; Picidae
Gene: SLC6A4
Product: solute carrier family 6 member 4
Exons: 14
Coding region: 314-2323 (669 amino acids)
Biological process (GO): serotonin uptake; sodium ion transmembrane transport
Cellular component (GO): neuron projection; plasma membrane
Molecular function (GO): serotonin binding; serotonin:sodium:chloride symporter activity
Source: RefSeq, a predicted model, not a curated record